Molecule: messenger RNA, 4929 nt
Organism: Mytilus californianus (California mussel)
Lineage: Eukaryota; Metazoa; Mollusca; Bivalvia; Mytilida; Mytilidae
Product: histone chaperone asf1b-B-like
Exons: 4
Coding region: 76-717 (213 amino acids)
Biological process (GO): DNA replication-dependent chromatin assembly
Cellular component (GO): nucleus
Molecular function (GO): histone binding
Source: RefSeq, a predicted model, not a curated record
AUGCCUUUGGCGCCAUUAGGGAAAAGAAACUAAAGGGAUCAGUUGAGAGGAGAUUGUGCAGCAAAUUAGAAAACAAUGGCCAAAGUUAACAUUUGCAAUGUUAGGGUACUUGACAAUCCAUCACCAUUUUUCAACCCUUUUCAGUUUGAAAUUACUUUUGAAUGUCUUGAAGAUCUCCCAGAGGACUUGGAAUGGAAAAUAAUUUAUGUUGGCUCAGCAGAAAGUGUAGAUCAUGAUCAAACAUUAGAUUCAGUAUUGGUAGGACCUGUGCCUGGUGGAAAACAUAUGUUUGUUUUUCAGGCAGGACCACCAGAUAUAUCAAAAAUACCAUAUAAAGAUGCUGUAGGUGUAACUGUAGUAUUGUUGACAUGCUCCUAUAGAAACAAAGAAUUUAUUAGAGUAGGAUAUUAUGUAAACAAUGAAUAUACCGAUCCAGAAUUGAGAGAAAAUCCACCAGAAAAUAUCCAGUUUGAAAAACUAGAAAGAAGUAUUUUAGCAACAUCACCUAGGGUAACAAGAUUUAAAAUAGACUGGGAUGACAAUGCAGUAGAAAAUGGAGAAAACGUUCCUCCAGUACAGAAUAUAGAAAGUGAAUCAAAUCAAUUUCAGUCUCCGGCAGGUUUAAUGAAGGAUGUUCUGUCGAGUAAACCAUCCCCCUCAGCAUUUAAUACUGACAGUAUAAGUAACACUAUGGGUACUGAUAUACCAAUGGAAUGAAAAACAUAUUAAAUCAACUUAUACAACUUCAAAUGUCAAGUUUGGCAGCGAAUGUGGAAUUUUGAUUAUUGAAAACACGAAAGAUGAGAUGGACUUGCAAAUGUGCAGCUAUUUAUAUUUGUACCUCUGGUAAUAGAAUGUCUUGUGAGACAUCGGAUUAAAAUGUUAUUGAAUAGUACAUGUAUGUACAGUGAAUGAAAAAAGUAUGAAAUAAUUUGUUUCAGUAGAAACAAGGUCACAAGUUACCUAUGCUUACAUGUAGUUGAAUUAACAUUCUAGUUAUUCCAAUAUUGUGGUAAGGCUUAUAACAGUUUUCUCUUUGACCUUAGUCAUCAUCCUUAAAUUUUCUCAUUUUUGUCGAGCCUGCGACUUUUGUCGCAAAAGUCAGACUUAGCGAUCCUACAUACCGGCGGCGGCGUCCACAAAUAUUCACUCUGUGGUUAAAGUUUUUGAAAUUUUAAUAACUUUCUUAAACUAUGCUGGAUUUGUACCAAACAUGGACAGAAGCUUGUUUAUGAUCAUAAGAUAGUAUCCAGAAGAAAUUUUUGUAAAAAAAAAAUCCUGUUUUUUCGUAUUUUACUUAUAAAUGGACUUAGUUUUUCUGCCAGUUAACAUUACCAGAUUACAUUCACUCUGUGGUUAAAGUUUUAAAAAUUUUAAUAACUUUCUUAAACUAUCCUGGAUUUGUACCAAACUUGGACAGAAGCUUGUUUAUGAUCAUAAGAUAGUAUCCAGAAGAAAUUUUUGUAAAAAAAAAAUCCUGUUUUUUCGUAUUUUAGUUAUAAAUGGACUUAGUUUUUCUGCCAGUUAACAUUACCAGAUUACAUUCACUCUGUGGUUAAAGUUUUAAAAAAUUUAAUAACUUUCUUAAACUAUCCUGUAUUUGUACCAAACUUGGACAGAAGCUUGUUUAUGAUCAAAAGCUAGUAUCUAGAAGAAAAUUUUGUUAAAAUUAAUUUCCUGUUUUUCCGUAUAUAACUUAUAAAUGGACUUAGUUUUUCUUCCAGUUAACAUUACAUACAGUCUGUAGUUAAAGUUUUUAAAACAUGUAUUAGAUUCAUAAACCAUUCUGGAUUUUUUACCAAACUUGGACAGAAGCUUCUUACAAUCAAAAGGUAGUAUCUAUAGGAAAAUUUUUAAUAAUUUUUUCCCCAUUUUUGUUGAGCCUGUGACUAGCAGCAAAAGUAGGCGAGACACUGGGUUUCGCGGAACCCUUACGAAUUUUUAUCUUCUCUAAAACCACUUAUCCUAUUUAAUUGUCAAAUUUUGAAAUGUAAUCUCUUCUGAUACUACAAGGUGAACUAUUUUGAAAUUUAUGGGGAUUGAUGCUUGGAAGAACCCUUAUGUACAAAUGAUCCUCAUUCUCAUUUGCGGCACACAUAUUGCAUAAAAGUCCUACAGAAAAAUCACAUUUUCACCUUUGUCUGAAACUACUCAGCCAACAUUUGAUGAGAAAUUCAUGCUCCUAAGGGCCUCAUGUUAUUCUAUUUUGUAAUUUCUCAUACUAAAGGUAAUUUGCAACUGCUUGCAUACAUUCAUUGGAGGGGCUGUUCGUAGUAAAUUUUUAGGUACUGACCUGCCUGGUAUUCUUGAGAACCGUAAAAACAGAGUACCAGAGGGUCUUAUGGACCGUUACAAUUCUAACAAAAAAUAGAAUUUUACCUUUUCCUCUUUUAAACACAUAUCCUUAAAAUUUGCAGCAAUAUCCAAAUAUUUUCCAUUACACAUUGAUCAUUCAACAUUCAAUCUAUCUGAAAUGUUUUGAAUUAUGCUAAACUUUCUCAAUUUUAUGGUUCAAUUCUGGACACUUCAAAGUUGAUGUCUGCCUUCCUUGAUAGACUUAAAUUAUUAAAGAUCUUAAUAAAAAAAGUCUUGAAAAUCAUAAGAUAAAUGCUAGCUCUGCUUUUCCAGUUUUACAGUUCAGAUAAAUUAGUAUAUAUAUUUAGAGGGAACCAAAACAAAUUAUUAAAGAGGCCUUUGCAUUUUGAGUUAUGCUCUUAGUAAUUUUUGUUACACUGGUAACAUUUCUGUUUAUGUAUGUUCCAGUUGUUUUAAGUUUCACUAUAUGAAAAGUAUUUGGCCUUUUUACACCAGCCCUCUUCAACAUUCAUUCUGAUGUGAUUGUGCAUAUUUUGUCCAUCAAAUUAACUUUUCGUUAUCUUAUAAAAAACUGUUAUCAGAGAUUUUUUCUUUGCUCAUCAUUUGUAAAUUUUACAUAUACAAGCCAAACUGUAUUGUUUUAUUAUAUAUCAUAAUGUUUAGAGCAUGCUUGGAAGUAAACUUGCAUAAUUAGGAGUAUAUAAAUAAAUUUCCUUUAUAAAGGUUUAUUAAGAUAUGUGUAUCAUGUAUAUCAAUAAGAAGCAUGUCUUCUAGUGCUUUUUGUACAUAUUUCAUUCUUUAAUACAGAAGUAGUGCUUUCUUAAUUAUUAUGUUGUAUUGAAACAUUACACUCAAACUCAUUCAAGUGAAUUAAAUUUUCUUGCAAUUUGUUGUUCCAUUUGAAUUUAAACAUUUGUUAUAAACUAAUACAAAUGUACAUGUAUCAAUAUGAAUCGGGUAAAUCAGCUUGUAUUUUGUGAAUUUUUGGGGAUAGCCUGAGUGUCCCCUGAACAAUUUUAGUUUCAACACAUAAUGUUUAUUAUAUUAAAACAGAUCUUUCGAAAUAAAGCAAAUAGUCAAUUUGCCAAUAAAAAGAUGUGGUUUGGUAGCAAUUGCAUUGGAGUGUAACUGCACAUCUCUUUUCAAUCAUAUACGUAAACAAAGUGCUAUGUAGAGUUUCUACUGAUUUAUUUGAAUGGUUUUUUUUAUACUUAUAAAACAAGCAUUUUUUUCACAAGUCAAAAGAAAUUUAAAAUUUCAGUUCAAACCUAUUUUGAAAUCUUAUUAUCGAUCCAUCAUCAUGAUCAUAAUAUUCCUUUUCAAUGUAAAAGGUUGCUACAAUAUUCCCCAUAGAUGCAUUGAUAGCAAUACCAUUUCAAAAGCAUUACAUUUUACUGUAGGCACAUAUAGUGUUAUUAUUUGAUGUGUUCUAUAAAAUAUAGCAUUGCUGUGAUUAGUAAAUAAUAACUUUCUAUUGAUUUUCAGAGAAAUAAAUAUCUGGGAGUCUGUGGUGGCAUUUGCACAGAAACUUCUUUGGAUGGUUGGGUUUAAAACAUUUAGUAUAUUGUUUGUUUGUAGUGAGGUUCUGAUAAAAUGCCUGCAAAGACCAUGUGUAUUUUUUUCUGGAAAAGCCAUCAUGAUAACUUCAACAAUAAGCAUGUAUAACAUAUUUUUUCUGGAAAAGCCAUCAUGAUAACUUCAACAAUAAGCAUGUAUGACAUAUUUUUUCUGGAAAAGCCAUCAUGAUAACUUCAACAAUAAGCAUGUAUGACAUAUUUUUUCUGGAAAAGAUAACUUCAACAAUAAGCAUGUAUGACAUAUUUUUUCAACUUUGUUCAAGAUUACUACCUCUUAUAUUACUCAAAUCAUAUUGUUUUGAAAAUGAUGAUUUUUGUUUUUCAUAGAAAUUAAAGAAGUAUGAACCAAUUUUGUUUGAUGUACAUUCAAUUGUGUCAAGUUUGAGAACACUAUUUUUACUAUUAUAAUGUGUACAACACUUACAGGGGUCACUGAUAAUUGAUUUAUAUGAGAGAAAAAUGUGUUUAUUGUGAAAUAUACUAGGGUAGUUGAAAUGAAAAAAGGGUUUAUGAAGUUGCUUCUUUAUUAACAAAAUACUUUCCCAGAGUAAAUUGUACAACCCCAAAAGUGAGCAACCCUAUUGGUUAUGAUAUUAUCUUAUUUUAAUGAUUACAGAUAUUCCAAUUUAAAGAACAUAUCCCUUGGAAUAGAUUUAAUUAUAUACCAGUAGAUAUAACAUUACUAAAGAAAACUAUAUAGGGCAAGGUUAACAGAUAGAAGUGAUUUAAUUUGAUUGUAUUAUAUGCCCUGCCCACAUUUGUUUGAUUUCCAUGUAUAUGUUAGUUUUCUUCCCCUUUUACUCUUGUUACAGGGUCUGUUCCUAAUACAGUAUUCAUAAUUCAUUUUUGAUACAUAUUCAUCUUUUAAAAAUCUUCUGAAACCUAUAUAUUGGUAUCCCACCUUCACAUCAUUGUUAUGAGUUACCGUACUCUGGUUUAUGUUUGCAUUUAGACACAGAUGUAUGACUUCUGAACAUCUAUAAUAUAAUUUAUAUGUUUUGACAUCAUGAAAAAUAAAAAAAGUUUUACAAUUAAA